AUGACUAGUAAGUCAUUUACGCUACCUAAACAUCCCUAUCUUCUAAGCUGCAAAGAACACAUCAUCAAAGUCAACAAGUUGGAAGAAGGCAGACUGGAGGACAGCAAGUUACAAACUAGGAGAAGCCCCCAUACAUGCAGAAAUCUUGAUGGGAGAGGUUUCAUCCUAAAGAAUAUUGUUCAGUCCUGGUUGAUUGUCCUAUCACACUGCAAAAAACGGGAGCGGAGGGAAGGGUUUGGCCGUGAACUUAGUCGCCACGGGAGGCGCAGUCCCAAAGGCCAGCAGCUUCGGCUCGGGUCUCCGCAGACCCGGGUCUGCAAGCGGGCGCUAGCACUCCGCCCCAAGCUUCGGGGUGGGGCCAGAAGGGCGCAGGCGCAAUGCGCAGCGGAAGUAGCGACUCGGGAAAUUAGAAGGAAGGAAAGGGGCCUGCCGGCCGGGCUCCGCAAAGGGCACUGCGCUCCUCCUCCGAGGCUUCCUCCACCUCAGGGAAGCUCCGGGCGGCCGCACGUGCCUCCCUGCCCAGGCUCCUCCCCUUCCCUCCCCCUGCCCGGGAGCGGCCGCGGGCUGCUUUCCUCUCCUCCAGCCGAGAUGGCGCUCGACCCCGCAGAGCAGCAUCUCAGACAUGUCGAAAAGGAUGUUUUGAUCCCUAAAAUAAUGAGAGAGAAAGCCCGAGAGAGAUGUUCUGAACAAGUUCAAGAUAUAUCUAAGACACCUGAAAAGGUACAUCUAAGAUUUUACCAAAUGUUGCAAGGACUCUGGAAUCCUUAUGGUAGUAAAAUGCCGAAAAGAAAAUUCUGCAUUGAAAGAAUGUCUAACUGCUCAUUAUAAUGAUCCAGCCUUUUAUGAAGAAUGCAAAAUGGAAUACCUGAAGGAAAGGGAA
Leopardus geoffroyi (Geoffroy's cat) is the source of this 880-nucleotide messenger RNA. It is a transcript of the gene CMC1, whose product is annotated as C-X9-C motif containing 1. The transcript has 8 exons. The coding region runs from base 1 to 828 and encodes 275 amino acids. The record is from RefSeq and is a predicted model, not a curated record. NCBI's taxonomy places the organism in Eukaryota, Metazoa, Chordata, Mammalia, Carnivora, Felidae.